CUAAUCAGAUCUGGAGCUAUGAAGAUUGUUGAUUGUAAUAACCACAUUAAAUCAGCCUCUGCCUUUUUUGGUGGUGGAUGUGCAGUGAACAUUCUGUCAGACAAGUAUAACCCUCUAGGUGACAAUAACCAAAUCUUGUGUAAUGCUUGUGGGAGCGAUCUCCCUGGCCGGCAUUGCACAAGCCAAGAUCUCUAUGCUGGCCACCAGGGAGCCAUCAACUGUUUGCUGGAUAAGGGUGAAAUUGCCUUUGCCAGACAUACAUCUCUCAACACCACUCUGGAGGAGUAUGGAGAAGAGCUGAGGCUUAGUGCUGAUGAUUUUGAGCUUCUUUGUGAUGAUGGUAGUCGUGCCGCAGUAACAGACUACAAAACAUGUAAUUGGGGAAUAGUUCCUUCCAAUGCUAUUGUGACCACUUCUGCCAAGUCUCCUGAGCAGCGGCGAGGUCUCCAGGACUUCUUAAAGACUGCAUUUGAACAAUAUGGGAAGAAAUCAACUAAUCCCAAGGAUUUCUACCUCUUUGAAUCAUUCCCAAAAUACGGCAAAUCUUAUGAUCUUCUUCUUUCUGAUAACACACACAUGUUGGUGGACCUAUCAACCAGCCAGCAGAAUUUCCAAAAGUAUCUAGUUGGUAACAUCAUGAGCCACAUCCAGACAAUACGUUCAUGUCCUGUGAACAAAAUGAGACUCUGUGUAACCUCCCAGGCAGAAUUUUCAAAGUGUCUCAAAAUGCGGACUGCACUACAUGCUCAGUUGCUGAAACCAGAGAUGGAUUGCUUUAAAGGAGAUACAAAUUUUGACUGUAUGGGAGCCAUUAAAAGAGGGGAAGCAGAUGUUGCAAUAUUUGAAGCUGGAGACAUAUAUAGUGCAGGACUUAACUAUGAACUUGUGCCUUUCAUGGGGGAACAAUACAAUCUUGAUACCUUAGAAUAUUAUGUUGUUGCAGUUUCAAAAGAAGAUGACCCCGAUACGGAUGUUCUGUAUCUCAAAAAUAAGAGAACCUGCCAUCCUGCAGUCAUGCAUGGUGGUGGAUGGGUAGUGCCAAUGGCUUACCUCCUCAACAACAACCUCAUUCGCCAGUAUGGAUGUAACUCUGUGAGAGCAGCAUCUGAAUAUUUUGAGAAGUCUUGUGCCCCAGGUUCUCUCAGCAGCUUCUACCGCCACAAUAUGAACCGACUAAAUCUCUGCCAUCUCUGCCAUGGGAUUGGAAGUGGAUUCUGUGCCCGAGAUCACAGUGAACCCUAUUAUGGAUUCACAGGUGCCUUUAGAUGCUUAGUAGAGGGAGGUGGAGACAUAGCUUUCCUAAAGCACACAACUGUUCGAGAAAAUGUGGAUGGAAAACGGAAAGAAUGGUGGGCAAGGAACCAGCUUACUGCAGACUAUCAAUUAGUUUGCAGAGAUGGUACUCGAGCCUCAGUAACAGAUUAUCAGGACUGCAAUUUGGGCACAGUCCGUUCAAAUGCAGCUGUGACCCGGGGAGGUUAUCUUUACAAUGAAACAGAGGUAGCAGCUUACACCAAUCUGCUGUUAUAUGCGCAACAACAUUUUGGGCGUGAUUCUGAUGAUGAAUGGAACUUCAAAAUGUUCCACUCUGAUGAACCAUAUGCAGAUCUGAUCUUCCAGGAUGCAACACAACAGCUUGUUCCAUUGCCUAAGGAAGAGCAGCAUUAUCAUCCUUAUUUAGGUAUUGAGUUCCUAAAUGCGCGGUACGAAGUAGAUUGUACUGCUUCUUCUCCAUGUUUGCAAGUGUCAUCGGCAUUGAUUGCAUUUUUAGUGAUCCUCUGCCUUGCAAAUUGAAGGUCUGCAUCUCUCAAUUUUAAUGUUUAGUUGAAACUUAGAAAUGAGACCAUGCUGCAUCAUCAUAUCAUGAAACAGCAGUACUUCUGGCUGUUGUAAUCAAUUGUGAUCAUGAAGAUUUUUAUUAGGUUGUGCUCCAGAAUCUCAAAAGCAAGUGUUUUUACCACAUAAUUACAAGCAGGUGUUAUAUUGUAUGCAUUACUGUAAGAUUAAUAUUCUUAGGAUUAUCCCAGUGUAUUAUGUCUCACAAUGUAACACCCUGUUGUAUUUUUAUACAUUAAAAAUUGAAGUGCAUAUUUGAAAAAAACAAUCCUUAUAUAACCAUAUAUGUCACAUAUAAGUAAAUUAAUAAAUAAUGAUAAUGGUAAUAGUAAUGAUAGUAUUGAUAAUAAUAAUACCAUAAUAAUUAUCAUGAUGAUAAUUAUGAUAAAAAUAAUAAUAAUUAUUAUUAUUAUUAGGAAAAUGUUGCGUUUGCUUUAAUGUUAUGUUAAAUGUCUCUGCGCAUAGAUGGCUCUGCCAUUGCUUAGCCACAAAGGAGUCAAGUAGAAGAUCUUGUGACCUCACCUUUCCUCGAGUUGGCAGGAAAAACACGUUUUUUCACUAAUACUAACAUUAUUUCAUUUUGUUUUUGGGUAUUACUAACAGCAGUAUCAAAUACUAUAAAGUAUUAUUGAAAAUCAAGGAAAUGGUUCAACAGGUGAGACAGGUACUUCAUGUGACUGGCUCAUUGGUCACCUAGUACUUGUGGAUCCAUCUGUAUGUAAAAACAAUUACUAGAUUAAACACACAGUGGAGAUGGCACAUGCCAUCCCCGUCAGCAUGUGGUUAACAUAAAUUGUACUUUAUUUUUACCAGCAGCAGCUAGUAUUGACUUUAUGAAUGGCAGUUAUGGUUAUAUAUUAGUAUUGUGAUCUUUAGAUUGAAAAUAAUAAUUCAGAUCAAUGGAUGUAUAUUUUUGUUAAGAUUGGGUAAUCCAUAAUCUAUGGAUAUAUAUUGAUCCAGAUUUUUAAAGAGAUGUACAUAUGUACCUGUGCAUGUAGAUGCAUAUACACAUAUGUAUUAGUAUAUAAGUGAGUAAGUGUACAUGCACAAAAGAAUGAGAUCACUCACAAAUGCACACAAACACAUGGACAGUUGUAUACUCAUGUGCAUACCCCCA
Molecule: messenger RNA, 2953 nt
Organism: Penaeus vannamei (Pacific white shrimp)
Lineage: Eukaryota; Metazoa; Arthropoda; Malacostraca; Decapoda; Penaeidae
Source: RefSeq, a predicted model, not a curated record